AUGGCUUCAGCUCAACCAACCACAGCAACCAACGCCGCCUUCCUGAUGGGGACGGAGACACAAAUAGCACUAGCUGAAAACUUUCAAGCAGAGCCCGCCGCCUCGCCUGAGGCAAUAACAGAGGCUCCAGCUGUAGCUGAGCCAGCGGAAGCCGGAGCUCUGGUGGUGGAUGAAAAAGAUAAGGAAUUACAGGAAACGAAGGCUAAGUGGCCGGGUUGGCCGGGGUACAGCGUGUUCCGAAUAGUGGUGCCGGUACUAAAAGUGGGCGGCAUUAUUGGGCGCAAGGGAGAUUUAAUUAAGAAGCUUGUUGAGGAGACCCGUGCUAGGGUUCGCGUUCUUGAUGGACCUGUCACCUCUCCCGAUCGCAUUGUUCUAAUAUCUGGGAAGGAAGAACCAGAAGCACUGUUUCCUCCUGCCAUGGAUGCUGCGAUAAGAAUAUUUAGAAAUCUCCAUGGACUACCUGAUGGUGAAGCCCCUGAUGCAGCUGGAGCUGCAUUUUGUUUGAUUCGAUUAAUUGUGGCAUCAGCACAAGCCACUAGUUUGAUAGGAAGACAAGGCUCUGUGAUCAAGUCGAUUCAGGAGAGCUCCGGUGCCACUGUGAGGGUUCUCUCCAAUGAUGAAUUGCCAAUUUAUGCCAGUUCUGAUGAAAGGAUUGUUGAGUUACAUGGGGAAGCUCUCAAGGUUCUUAAAGGCUUAGAAGCUGUGCUGGGGCACCUGAGAAAAUUCUUGGUGGAUCACACUGUUCUUCCCCUAUUUGAGAAGAAUUAUAAUGCACCAGUCUCUCAGGAACGACAAGUAGACGCUUGGUCUGACAAGACAUUGCAUUCUUCUACUUCAGAGACAGUAAUUGACACUGAUUACCCUCUUCCAGUGAAGAGGGAUUCUCUAUUUCUAGAUCGUGAUAGCUUGAUGGAAUCACGUGUUACUCCUUCUAGGCUUUCCUUGUAUGGACCAGAGUCCAGCCUUGACCUUCGUAUUUCAGCAAUGGGGCGUACUAGUAGGCCUGUUGUAACUCAGAUUGCACAGACAAUGCAAAUACCACUGGCUUAUGCCGAGGAUAUAAUCGGGGUCGGGGGAGCAAAUAUAGCCUAUAUUCGGCGGACUAGUGGUGCUAUCCUCACCGUGCAAGAAAGUAGAGGCCUACCUGAGGAAAUCACUGUUGAAAUAAAAGGAACUUCUUCACAAGUCCAAGCAGCUCAGCAACUAAUUCAGGAGUUCACAAGCAGUCAUAAAGAAUCACUUCCAAGUAGUUACGGCCAGCUGGACUCGACUUCACGGCAUUCCUACGCUCAUUUAGGUAGUAACUCUUACUCAUCGUCGUAUGACAGACAACCUUAUGGUGACUACAGAUCAUCUGGUAUCGGAGGAUAUAAUGGUUAUAGGCUAUGA
This is a messenger RNA of Fraxinus pennsylvanica, 1389 nucleotides long. The record is from the annotation of a GenBank genome assembly. NCBI's taxonomy places the organism in Eukaryota, Viridiplantae, Streptophyta, Magnoliopsida, Lamiales, Oleaceae.